GUGUAUUGCAUGUGUUAAGCAGAUACUGCAAAGUUAGAAGAAACUGCCAAGCAUUAAAAUUCAUAUAAACCUGGUCAGGAAAAUGGCAUCCUGGUUAUAUGAGUGUCUUUGUGAGGCUGAGCUUGCACAGUAUUAUCCUCAUUUUACUGCGCUUGGCCUUCAAAAAAUAGAUGAAUUAGCCAAGGUUACAAUGAAGGACUACUCCAGAUUGGGAGUCCAUGACAUGAACGACCGCAAACGUCUUUUCCAACUUAUCAAAAUCAUUAAGAUUAUGCAGGAGGAAGAUAAAGCCCUCAGUAGCCCAGAGCAUCCUCUUCAGGCAAGCAGCCUGCCCACCAAGCCUCAGGAAUUCAGAUCUGGGCCCCGAAGACAACUGCAUUUUGACUCUCCUUCUGCCAGCAAAGACAAAAUGGCCAACAAUGAAACAGGCAGUUUAUCCAACUUCUCUGUAGAUGAGCAGCAGUCCACUUACCUGAAAGUGCUGGAACACAUGCUACCAGAUGAUUCCCAGUACCAGACAAAAAUAAGAGCCCCGGAUGCCUCUGCUGCUGAUGCUUAUAUGCAAACUGAAACCAAUACUCCGCUCUUUUCAUCAAAUUACUUUUCUCCACAACUGGGAAAUUGUGAUAUUCCCGUUAUUCAAAGAGUCUCUCAUGUGUCAGGGUAUAACUAUGGAAUUCCUCAUUCUUGUGUCAGGCAGAUCACCUCAGAGAAUCCUUGGACUGAAAUGGAGAAAAUCAGAGUUUGUGUUCGAAAACGGCCUUUAGGUGUAAGGGAAGUGCGUCGUGGAGAAGUCAAUAUUAUUACUGUAGAAGAUAAAGAAACUCUGCUUGUACAUGAGAAAAAAGAAGCAGUUGACCUUACACAAUAUAUUCUUCAGCAUGUUUUUUAUUUUGAUGAAGUCUUUGGUGAGGCAUGCAGCAAUCAAGAUGUAUACCUGAAGACUGCUCACCCCCUCAUUCAGCAUAUUUUCAACGGAGGCAGUGCCACUUGCUUUGCAUAUGGACAAACAGGGGCGGGGAAAACCUAUACCAUGAUAGGAACUCAUCAAAAUCCAGGAUUGUAUGCUCUGGCUGCCAAAGAUAUCUUCAGGCAGCUGAAAGUAUCCCAGUCAAGAAGGAAUCUCUUUGUGUGGAUCAGCUUCUAUGAGAUCUACUGUGGACAACUUUAUGACCUCCUAAAUAGAAGAAAACGAGAAAGUCAUCCUAUGGAUUUUAUUCUUCAGGUGAUCUUAAAGGGCAGCAAGGAGCGCAGCACAGGGGCCACUGGCGUCAACGCAGACUCCUCCCGCUCCCAUGCUAUCAUCCAAAUUCAGAUCAAAGAUUCAGCCAAGAGGACAUUUGGCAGGAUCUCUUUCAUUGACUUGGCUGGGAGUGAGAGAGCAGCAGAUGCCAGGGACUCAGACAGACAGACAAAGAUGGAAGGCGCCGAGAUCAACCAGAGCCUUCUGGCUCUAAAAGAAUGUAUCCGAGCACUGGACCAGGAACACACCCAUACACCUUUCAGGCAGAGCAAACUGACUCAGGUCCUGAAGGACUCUUUCAUUGGCAAUGCCAAAACUUGCAUGAUCGCCAACAUCUCCCCAAGCCACAUGGCCACAGAGCAUACAUUGAAUACCUUGCGCUACGCUGACCGGGUGAAGGAACUAAAGAAAGGCGUUAAGUGUUGUGCUUCAGCUGCCAGUCAGAAUCAGACAUCUGCAAAUGCCUCUCCAAAAAGAAUUCAGAGCUCCCCUGUCACCCUGCCCGGGGACAAGUGCUCCCCCAAAAAAGUUAAGCUGGGACUUCAGCAGUCACUCACUGUGGCCCCAGGGCCCACAAAAGUUAAAGCCCAUCCUUUGACCAGCCAUGUUCCCAAUGUCCCCUUUGCCUCUGGACCUAAAACCCCUGGUAAAAAGAGUAGUUCCCGAGGGAGUCCCACCCCAGAGUGGGACAUGAAGGCUAGCCCUCGCAGAGGAACCAUGAGAUCUGGCCAUUCGAUCAAAAAGGGAGCAGCGUCGGCACCACUGUGCUCUGAGAAGAGUCAAAUUGGCAUCAAGAUUGCUGUUGGGUGGGAGGGCAGGGCCCCAGGCCCAAGAGAAGGUCUGCUGCGUGUCAGGCUGCCCACGAGAGGGAAGAAGGUGCAGCCAGUGCAGCCAGUGCAGAAACAGCUACUGUCCCGACCUCGGUUCCUGGCUAACAGCCACCACUUAGAAGCCACUCAGGACAGCACGGUGGGCACACCUGCCGGGCUUGACCCCGAAACUUGGACAAACCCCAUUCUACAGCAGAAGGAGAGGGAGGAGCAUUUGCGAUUUUACCAUCAGCAGUUCCAGCAGCCACCGCUCCUCAAGCAGAAGCUAAAAUACCAGCCCCUGCAGAGGCUUUUAUGCCAGCACAGGCCUUCGGAAGGUCGGCUCCAGAGUGAGGCUGGCUUUCCCCUCCACUCUCACCCUGAGAACCACGAUGGAGCCCAGGCUGAGGACCUUGAUGACAGUGACUUCAGUGAGGACUCUUUCUCGCACGUCUCCAGUCAGCCAACCAUAACACAGAGGAGCACCUUGGAAAGGAGUGGAAGCUCCUUCUUCCUUCAUCAGGACAGGGAGCACAGCCCUGAGGAGCAGGCAGCAGAAAGGCAGCAAUGUUUGCUUUUCAGCUCUGAGACGGAUGGUAGUGAGAAGGGGCCAGCUGACAGCUGGGUGUAUUCCAGGGACCCCAUCGUCAGCCACAGAAGAGGAGCACUCAGUCAGAGCCACAGCCCAAGUAUGGUAUGCCCAGACUGGAGCAAGGAGGAAGACCCUGCCUCCUCGGGACCUUCUCCUAAGGACAACCGGGCACAGAAACCUUCCUCUUCACAGGUAGAUGUUUUGCAUCACCAAAAGCCGGGUGAAGCUCAAGUCUUUGACAUCAGACUGGAGGCCUUCAACAGCGAGGUUCCUGAGCAAGCUGAGGGCGGCUUGUCAUCCCUGUCCCUGGAAAAUGGGCUGUCUUUUCCACUGUCCCACGUGGCUGUUUCUGGAUCCCCAGACCAAGGAGACAGAGUCUCCACACCAUUAAGAGAAGUCAGUGAAAACAGAGUGCCUCACACUCCAGGAAGAGUGGAGAGCGGUACCCCUUUCCAGGAAGACGCUAGAGAGCAGAUUCAGAUGUGUUCUGCAAAUGCUUCUGGACUCAUGGCUCCCCUCACUAUGUCCCUCCUGGAGACCCCCAAUCGUGAGGACCUUUCUUCCUUGGAGCAAAUUGCCCAGGAUGGAGCUGGCUAUGGUUUCAUGGCUGAGAUUGUAGGAGGGCCAGCAGCAGGACACACAGUCCCAUCUUAUGAUCAAGAGGCUGCCUUGCCAGUGUCCUCAGCAACUGAGUGCCUGUGGCUAUCCUCAUCUCCCCCUGACAGUCGGCCGAGUGGUGACCUUCCCGCUCUGUCCCCGUCACCCAUCCACCAGCACUCACCUGACAGACUGCCCAGUAGGGAGGCCUGCCAGAACAGAAGGCCAACACUCCUGCCUGAGAAUCAUGUGGGUGGUAAGCCAUAUGAUGACAGUGCUGAAGAGACUGAACUGAGGGGCUCCCUGACAUUCCCAAGAAAGCCCUCCUCCAACAAACAUGCCGGAGUACCCUAUGCUACAACUUUCCUCACCUCAUGUACAGGAAGUAAUGAUGGAGUUGGCCGUCCCUGGGCCCAGGAGAGAAAACAUCCUACAGGGGUUGGCUGGCAGGAGCUUGUUUCCUCUACAGAUUCCAACAAGCCUCAUUACAACGAGGACAUCUCAUGGCUCAGGCGCAAGUCAAUCUCAAGGUGCUUAGAUUCAGAUGCUCCUGUGGUCCCCAGCUGUUCUUCCAUGGCCUUGGGGACAUACUGUCCACUUACACAGAAGCAGGCACAGCAGGUGAUCAUCCGUGCACACAAAGAACAGCUGGAUGAAAUGGCUGAGCUGGACUUCAAAGAGGAGACCUUAAUGACCCAGAUGGAUUCUAAUGAUUUUGAAGAUUUUGUGACCCAGCUGGAUGAAAUCAUGGUUCUGAAGUCCAAGUGCAUCCAAAGUCUGAGAAGCCAGCUACAGCUCUACCUCACCAGCCACAGGCCACCUGCAGCCCCUGAAAGAACUGUGGUGUCUUAGAGCGAGUCUCACCCUGGGUGAACACUGCUGUGCGCUCUGGGGCUGGAAGAGGCUCUGCCAGGACCUUCCUGCAAACAACCCCUCCCCGUGCUGCCCCUAGGGUCAACCUAGCUAGACAUGACCUUGGAUGACCCCACCACUCAGGAACAGACCUUAUCUCAAUUCCAACUACAAGGCCACCUGUAACAAAGUACUAGGCUGAAAACCUUCAUGUCCCCUUUUAUUUGGGGCUCAGAGUAGUCACUUUGCCAACCUGUAUCUGUAGGGACAUAUUUGGUCUAUUAACUUUGUAGAUGUCCUAAAUUUGAGGAUGAGACUGGGAUGUUUAAUGUUAACUUGGACAUUGGUGGUCAGAGGUUAGGGAGCACAAGUUGAGCCCACAGCCUUACUGCUGACAGUGCCUUUCUGUCUUCAAAGACACUGGUACCAGCCAGGCAGUCAGGUGAGCUCCUUCCCAGCAGGGAAUGAGAUUUAGUUUUGGAAAUUAUAAAAUGAACAGCUCUUGAUAUCUUUCUUAAGAGCACCUGAGGCUCAGGGCAUGCUUUAUGUUUAGUUUCCUUCCCUGCAAUCCAGCUUUGAGGGUGCCAACAGCAGCACGUUUUUCUCAUUAAUUUUUUUUGCUAAAACAGCAGGCCCAUGGACAGUGGCUGCCAGCCCUCAUAGUUCUCGUGGCAGAUCCUAGCUCCUGUCUAUGACUCCUCAUUCCAGUGCCUCUGAAUGGUUAGACAGGCUGGGGGAUCUCAGGCAAGUCCAUUGCCAAGGCUUGACUCCUGCAAGGUACCCAGGCCAGCAAGACUCAAGGGCCUUUGCUAUGGGUGUCUCGGGACUGUGUCAGCAGUCUGAACCUUCUGACACAGCAACAGACAGACACAACUCUUCAAAUGAGUUCUUACUGUAUGACUGUGUGUGCGGGACAGAGGUUACCAGGUACCCUCAAACCAUUCUCUACCUUAUUUUUGAAGCAAGUGUCUCACUGUAGAUCUACCCAGACUGAUUAGCCAACAAGUCCCAAAUUCUUGUCUCUCCCUUCCCCUACUCACAGACCACUGCUCCGGGCUUUUUUGAGACAGGGUCUCUCUAUGCAGUCCUGGAGUUCUCUAUGUAGACCAGCUCACGGAGUCCUCCUGCCUCCCAAGUGCUAGGAUUAAAGAUGUAGCGUACACCAUUAUAACCAGCUACUCCAGGCUUUCUACUCAGUUCUUAUGCUUGUACCACACACACAUUACUGACUGAACCAUCUUCCUAUCUCUUGUAUCACCUUUUUAACAGAGAGAGCCUCAAGGGAAAUAGCCUCCAAGAAUCCGUUAGUUUCAUGGGUCUCCCUGAGUUAACCUGAGAUUCAUGUAUCACAGCCUGGGCCCUGAAGCCAUUACCACAUACAUUUAAGAACUCUCUAUAGUUUUAGGAUGUUACAUCUAAAAAGCCAAGAUAAGCCAGGUGUGACGCUGUUCAUGUGUAAUCCCAGCAUCUAAGGCAGAAUGAGGGCUAAAUUCAAAGACAACCUGGACGAUAGUGAGGUCUGGCUCUAUGAAAGAGCUGAAAGGCUUAACAGUCUGCCAGCCACAGGCAGUGCUUGAGCUGACCACCAGAUGGCAGCCUGUUCCUAGCUUAAGACUGUAUAGCCUCUCAC
Mus pahari (shrew mouse) is the source of this 5723-nucleotide messenger RNA. It is a transcript of the gene Kif24, whose product is annotated as kinesin family member 24. Gene Ontology annotation, biological process: microtubule-based movement. The record is from RefSeq and is a predicted model, not a curated record. The coding region runs from base 83 to 4093 and encodes 1336 amino acids. The transcript is spliced from 12 exons. Lineage: Eukaryota; Metazoa; Chordata; Mammalia; Rodentia; Muridae. Gene Ontology annotation, molecular function: microtubule binding; ATP binding; microtubule motor activity.